This is a messenger RNA of Oppiella nova, 741 nucleotides long. The record is from the annotation of a GenBank genome assembly. NCBI's taxonomy places the organism in Eukaryota, Metazoa, Arthropoda, Arachnida, Sarcoptiformes, Oppiidae.
AUGAUUACCACCACAUAUGCCAAUCACGACAAGAAAGCCAUUCACGUCCGCAAUACAUGGGCUCAACGGUGUGAUCAGUACCUCUUCAUCAGCUCAAGAGAUAACUCAACACUUCCAGCCAUUAAAUUAUGUGAUACUGACGAUCGGCCACACCUUUGGUGUAAAACUAAACAUGGUAUGCGUUACUUAUUUGAUAAUUACCUGGAUCAUUUCGAUUGGUUCCUUAAAGCCGAUGAUGACAGUUAUGUGAUUGUAGACAACUUAAGACACUUUUUAGCCCAACACUCGCCACAAAAGCCCCUUUAUUUUGGCUGUAAAUUGCGAUUCAAAGACGUGGUGUAUAUGAGUGGUGGGGCCGGCUAUGUGUUGAGCCAAACAGCACUCAAACACUUUAUAAAGGCUUUGGACAAUAAUACGGACACCAAGUCCUGUAGGGCUCAUAUAGAUACUGGUGUUGAGGACUUGGAGAUGGGAAGGUGUCUACAGAAUAAUGGUGUCGACGCAGGGGAUGCCAGAGAUGACUGGGCAAAGGCCCGAUUCUUGCCCUUUGACCCCUUGCAUAUGGUUAUGCCUAAUAUGGACAUCAAUGUGAUAGCCCCGUGGUUUCACUCAUACAGUGUGUAUCCGCAUAAAUCUGGGCCCGAGUGCUGCAGUCGUUCCCUAAUAUCCUUCCAUUACGUGCCAAAAGAUAUGAUGUAUUUAAUGGACUUUUUACUGUACAAAGUCGAUGUCCUUAAGUGA